AUGCGUGUUGUUGUUGCCUUGCUAAUAAGUUCGGUUCUUGUAUCAGCUGAACCCCGCAAUUCGCAAAGAAUUGUAGGGGGUUCUCUGACCACGAUCGACAGAUAUCCCGAGAUGGCGUCGCUUAUAACCGCCUGGCCGUCCUGGUUCGCCCACGAAUGUGGUGGUACUAUUCUCAACAACAGAGCUGUACUUUCCGCAGCACACUGCUUUGGGAACGAUCCCCCUUCCGAUUGGCGAAUCCGUGUGGGUUCUACUUUUGCUAACAGUGGUGGUACAGUUAUAUUUACUAGUCAGAUUAUCCGUCAUCCAGCUUUCACCAGAGUGACAUUCGACAACGAUAUCGCUGUUCUUCGUACUGCCAGCGCCAUUUCCUUUUCCGAUCUAGUCAGACCAGGGAGCAUUGCUUCACCCACAUACAACCUCGGAGACAAUCAAGUCGUAUGGGCUAUUGGAUGGGGACGUGAUAACUUUGUUGGCAGUAUGUCUGAACAACUGCGUCACGUGCAAAUUUGGACAGUUAAUCAAGAUAUAUGUCGAAGUCGAUAUGCGUCCAUCCGUACUGUUACCGACAAUAUGCUUUGUUCUGGCUGGCUUGACGUUGGCGGCCGCGACCAAUGUCAGGGUGACUCUGGCGGUCCCCUCUUCCACAAUGGAGUUGUUGUUGGUGUCUGCUCCUGGGGCUAUCAGUGUGCUCUCGCUAGAUACCCCGGUGUCAAUACCAGAGUGUCGCAGUACACUGAUUGGAUAGUUAGCAACGCUUAA
Messenger RNA from Chilo suppressalis (striped riceborer), 762 nucleotides. The record is from the annotation of a GenBank genome assembly. Lineage: Eukaryota; Metazoa; Arthropoda; Insecta; Lepidoptera; Crambidae.